Guillardia theta CCMP2712 is the source of this 951-nucleotide messenger RNA. RefSeq lists its product as hypothetical. NCBI's taxonomy places the organism in Eukaryota, Cryptophyceae, Pyrenomonadales, Geminigeraceae. The transcript has 7 exons. The record is from RefSeq and is a predicted model, not a curated record. The coding region runs from base 1 to 951 and encodes 316 amino acids.
AUGAAUCGUCUGAUGAAGAUGGAAUCAUUUCCUCUCUUCCUCACUGCCGCAAUUGCCAUCUUUCUUGCUCUUCUUUUGUUGGCAUCGCAAGACCAUCGUCCUACCAGUGAAGCCCUCGAAAGCCCUGUUACCGUCCGAUCAAGGAGUCAGAUGCUCUAUGGGUAUGAUGAGGGACCAAACAGCCUUGAUUUCGGAAAGGAAUCAGGCAUUUCUGAAGGAAUGGAUCUGUCAAGGGACGACAUCUCGAACAUUCGAAAUAUCAUCACUCCGCAGAUUGGAAUCAGCGCAGAAAACCCAUGGAAGAUUAAGAUACAGAAAUUGGUCAAGAAGAUCAAGAAGUUCCAGGAGAAAGAGGAUGCAUUCCUCAAGGUAGUGAAGAGUCCAGCCCAUGUUGACAUCCACGUGAAGAAUGGGCCUCCUGGAUUGCGAGGCCCGAGAGGGUAUCGUGGAAUGGCUGGCAUACAGGGCCCUCCUGGUCCUCCCGGUCCCAAGGGAGCCCGUGGGCCGAAGGGUCCGGUAGGGUCGCAGGGGCUCGAGGGCCUCCAAGGACCCAUCGGCCCCACUGGUGAAACAGGAGACAUGGGUCCCAAGGGCGUCAAGGGCCCGCAGGGACGAAUGGGAGUGAGAGGCAGGAGAGGGAAAACAGGCCCGCCCGGGGCUCCUGGGAAGCCAGGGUAUCCGGGACGACCAGGCGCUCAGGGAAACCUGGAGAGCCAGGCAUGCAGGGGCCACCAGGACCGGCUGGAAGGGCGCCCCCUGGAGUCCCCGGGCCACCUGGACCCAUGGGAGCAAGAGGUGCCGACGGAACGGACGGUGUGCGAGGACCGCAAGGACCUGCAGGUGAAGAGGGAGCAAGGGGCCAAACCGGUCCUCAAGGCCCCCAGGGUACCAAGGGAAAGGAUGGCAAAGACUUCCAUCACAAGUGAAUGCGGAGAUACCGUGCUCGAAUGA